CCGCCAUAAUCGUAGGCAUCCGAACUUGAGCAGCGUGAAGCGGAAAAACGAUAUUUCUUUUACAAAGCGAGCCCUUGAAUUCAAAUUCAACGAUUUACUCGUACGGGGCAUUCUGGGCUCACCGUUGAGUCCUUCUCAAAGCUGGCGAGGCACUGCAAUAGACAACUCAUAGCUUUCAGAAUUGACUCUCCAUUCAAAUUCGGCACUGCAUCUUCACGAAACUUAACCAUCUCUACCCAAUGCAGAAAGGAGUCCAGGGACCAUGGACUUGGGUGUCUCGUCAACCACCCAAAUCCAGAAAUCUCUGUCUUUUUACAGAAAGGCUUCUCAGAGAUCACCGAUGGCAUGACGGGAAGAGCAGUGCAUGCGAUAUGCAUAAAGGAAUCCCAUUUAGACAUUUUCCACAGCAAUACCUUGAUCAGCAUGUACUCGAAGUUUGGCGGUGUUGGGCGUGCCCGUUACGUGUUCGAUCAAAUGCCCGAGAGAAAUGAAGCGUCUUGGAAUAACAUGAUUUCUGGGUACGUUCUAACGGGCCGGUACUACGAUGCAGUUAGACUAUUCAUUGAAAUGUGGGGUCUAGGGGUUGAGGCAAACGGGUAUACUAUUGCUAGUAUAUUGACUGCAUUGAGUAGGUCCGAAAGUAUGGUUCUUGAAGGAUAUCAAAUUCAUGGUCUACUCUUGAAGUACGGAUUGUUAUAUAAUGUUUUUGUGGGUACUUCGGUGCUGCAUUUUUAUGGUGUUUAUGGGCUUAUUUCUAAUGCUAGAAUAUUUUUUGAGGAAAUGCCUGAGAAGAAUGUGGUUACUUGGACUUCAAUGAUGGUUGCAUGCUCCAAUAAUGGAAAAUUGGAGCAAGUUAUUAGUUUGUACAAGCAAAUGAGGCAUGAAGGGGUUAGUUGUAACCAAAACACCUUCACUGCAGUUAUUACUUCUUGUGGCUCUCUCGAAGACAACUCUUUGGGUCAUCAAGUGCUAGGUCAGAUUGUAAAGUCAGGAUUUGAUGAUAAUGUUUCAGUAGCUAAUGCUCUUAUUUCAAUGUUUGGUAAUUUUAAUUUUGUCAAAGAGGCCUAUUGGGUUUUCGAAGGCAUGACUGGUAGAGACACUAUAUCAUGGAAUUCAAUGAUAUCUGUGCUAGCACAUAAUCAACUUUGUGAGGAAGCAUUUAGAUGUUUCGACUUUAUGCGCCGUGACCAUGAUGAUAUAAAUUCCACUACACUUUCUUCCUUGUUGUCAGCCUGUGGUUCUGUAGAUAAUAUAAAUCAUGGUAGAGGAAUUCAUGGUUUGGUGAUGAAAUUGGGAUGGUAUUCGAAUAUAUGUGUUUGUAACACUCUUAUUUCAAUGUAUGCUGAUGCUUUAAGAUAUUCAGAAGCUGAAAAUUUGUUCCAGAACAUGGCAGAGAAGGAUUUGAUUUCUUGGAAUUCCAUGAUGGCUGGCUAUGUUUUGAAAGGAGACUACUUCAAUGCCUUGAAAGUGUUGACUGAGUUGCUUCACUUAGGAAACACAGUAAACCAUGUGACCUUUGCUAGUGCAUUGGCUGCUUGUUCAGAUGCUGAGUAUCUAACUGAAGGGAAGAUAGUUCAUGGACUUGUUAUGACAUCUGGGCUCCAAGAAAAUUUGAUAGUUGGCAAUGCAUUAGUCACCUUGUAUGGAAAAUGUGGCAUGAUGUUGGAAGCUGAAAAAGUGUUUUUUAAAAUGCCAGAAAAAGAGUUGGUUACUUGGAAUGCACUAAUUGGUGGUUAUGCUGAUAAUAAUGAAACUAUUAAUGUAGUGAGAACUUUUAUACUGAUGAGAGAGAGUGGUGAACCUGCAAACUACAUUACAAUAAUAAAUGCUCUUGGAUCCUGCUCAUCUUUGUUUGACCUCCUGAAUACUGGAAUGCCAUUGCAUGGAUAUAUAAUUGUAAAUGGUUUUGAGAAAGAUGAGUAUGUGAGGAACUCACUCAUAGCGAUGUAUGGUGAGUGUGGAGAUCUCAAGUCAAGCAACUUUAUAUUUGAUGAGGUGGUUUACAAGUCUUUUGUAACAUGGAAUGUCAUGGUUUCUGCAAAUGCUCACCAUGGCCACUGGGAAGAGGCUUUGAAGCUUCUGCUCAAUAUGCAGAGGGCUAAAGUAGAGUUAGAUCAAUUCAGCCUUUCUUCUGGCCUUUCAGCUGCAGCAAACUUGGGUAGUCUGGAAGAAGGCCAACAGCUUCACUGUUUGACUACUAAACUUGGUUUUGAUGCAUACCAUUACAUCAUAAAUGCUACAAUGGAUAUGUAUGGAAAGUGCGGUGAACUGACAUAUGUGCUUAAAAUGCUCCCAAAACCAAAUAUGCGUUCAUGUUUGUCUUGGAACAUACUGAUGUCUACUUUUGCCAGACAUGGACUUUUUAAUGAAGCGAGGGAAACCUUUCAUGAAAUGCUUAAGCAUGGUGCAAAGCCUGAUCAUGUCACUUUUGUCUCUCUUCUGUCUGCAUGUAGUCAUGGGGGUUUAGUGGAUGAGGGUCUCACACAUUUUGCUUCGAUGACUAUUGAUUUUGGGGUCCCAGUUGCUAUAGAACACUGUGUGUGCAUUGUUGAUCUGCUUGGAAGAUCAGGAAGACUUGCUGAAGCAGAAGCAUUCAUCAAUGAAAUGCCGGUACCCCCAAAUGACUUUAUUUGGCGGAGUUUGCUGGCAGCAUGUAGAAUGCAUGGGCAUGCUGCACUGGCAAAGAAAGCUACUGACUAUCUUCUUAAAUCUAACCCCGCUGAUGACUCGGCUUAUGUUCUGUAUUCAAAUGUCUGUGCAACAUCCGGAAGGUGGCAGGAUGUCCAAAAUGUUAGGGCCAAGAUGGAAUUAGGCAACAUAAAAAAGCAGCCAUCUUGCAGUUGGGUUAAAAUGAAGGACAAAAUUUGCACUUUUGGUAUUGGAGACCAGUCCCACCCAUUGUCUGAGCAGAUUUACGACAAACUAGGGGAAUUAAGAAAAAAAAUUAAAGAAGCUGGAUAUGUCCCUGAUACGAGCUUUGCAUUGCACGACACAGAUGAGGAACAGAAAGAGCACAAUCUGUGGAGCCAUAGCGAGAGACUUGCACUAGCCUAUGCUUUGAUUGCUACCCCUGAAGGUUCAAAGCUCCGGAUUUUCAAGAACCUACGAGUCUGUGGCGAUUGUCAUUCUGUUUACAAACUUGUAAGCAACAUAGUCAGGAGAGAAAUCAUAUUGAAGGAUCCUUAUCGGUUUCACCAUUUUAGUGGUGGCAGGUGUUCUUGUGGCGAUUAUUGGUAAUCACUAAUCACACCUACUCGUUAUCAUGACUUGUCGGAGUUGUCUUGGCAAUCAACUAAAAUAUGUGAGUCGGAAGUUUUUUACGGAUGGAAUUAUGAGAUAUGAAAUUCAGUGAAGAUUGCAAUGCCACUGAAUUGGAGGCAGACCUGGCUUAUCUCACAAUACUUUGUUGGAAGGUUCAUUUAGGACCAACAUCAUUUGGGGUGCAAAUCUGAUUGGUGAAUUCCUAGAAAUUAUGUGGCUGAGGGUGCUAACAAAUAUCAGUUCUGUUCAGAAUAAGUGCAAGUUUGGGAGAGAUUCUCCUGUCAAGUGGAUUAAUUUCAAGGUAUGAAAGGACGUUGCAGAUUGUAUAUUGAGCAAGUGGCCAUGGUGGGUGCCUUUUCCCCUAUUCUGGAAGUAUGUAUAUGUAUAUGAUGGAUGGUUAUGGUAUCAGGAAGACGGUUUCUAUAGUGAGGUGGGUUAAGCCCCCAGGAUAUGUUCAAAUAAAUAUUGCAGCUCGUGGCAGUAGAAAGGGAGCUAUAAUUGUCUUUUUUUUUUUUUUUUUUCUAAGUUAGGUGAUCCUAGUUUCGUCGGACUAAUUUUAAGCCCACAGGACCUUGCCUCUAGAGCCUCUGCGGACGUAAAUCACAAGUCCCGCAAUUAGUCCACCGGUUAGAUCCUAAUCACAGAGAUCCAAUCCAGACCUUCCAGUAUCAUUUUCAUAUAAAUGUUUUCAAUGGGAUUCGAAUUCUCAUAUUGCUGUCUCCCGUCAUCAUGACCUUUAAAGUCAGGCAACGAAGUAACUACGAUAAGCCUCGGGGCGAAAGCUAUCAUUGUUAGGGAUGCAGAUGCUGUUUUGCUUGUGUUUGGCAGGGUUUGAGUUUGGAACUUUGGAAAAGGGAUUUAGGGGCUGCUGUUUAUGGCUGGAAGGAAGAUGAGCUUCGUUCAUGUAUUUGCAUAAUUUUUUUGAUGGAUUAUCAAAGGUCAGUUUUAAUCAGUGACUUGUCAC
Molecule: messenger RNA, 4225 nt
Organism: Ipomoea nil (Japanese morning glory)
Lineage: Eukaryota; Viridiplantae; Streptophyta; Magnoliopsida; Solanales; Convolvulaceae
Product: pentatricopeptide repeat-containing protein At3g24000, mitochondrial
Exons: 3
Coding region: 346-3237 (963 amino acids)
Biological process (GO): RNA modification
Molecular function (GO): protein binding; zinc ion binding; RNA binding
Source: RefSeq, a predicted model, not a curated record